AUUACGAUUCUGAUUAGGAAGUCCUAACCAGAAUAUUGCUCUCUCUUUCUCUCUGUAUAUGCAUAUAGCAUGAAUCUUUGAACUCAAUAUUUGUUCAAAUUUCAGUACUCUUAUUUUCUAAUAUGUUUUCAUUGCAGUGCAAGAGUAAAAAUGGACAUAUGGUUAUAGUGGUACAGGAAAAACAUUUAUGUGGAGAACGCUAGCUUCUGCCUUACGUUCUCAGCGUCAUAUUGUUUUAACUGUCGCAUCCAGUGAUAUAGCUUCUCUACUCUUACCAGGAGGUAGAAUUGCACACUCUAAGUUUUCAAUCCCAGUUCCUACUUUGAAGAACUCUACAUGCAAUAUACAUCAAGGGAGUGAACUUGCAGAGCUAUUGAAACAGACUAAAUUGAUAAUAUGAGAUGAAGCAACAAUGGCUCAUAAAUUUUGUUUUGAAGCAUUAGACAGAAGCCUAAGUGACAUCAUUAAUAAUGAUGGUGAUUCUAAUUCACCAUUUGGAGGAAGAGUGAUUGUCUUUGGAGGAGACUUUAGACAAACUUUACCCGUUAUUCCUGGAGGAAGCCGUUCAGACAUCGUUAAUGCUACAAUAAAUUCUUCAUAUUUAUGAGAAGAUUGUCAGGUAUUGUCUCUUACUAAAAAUAUGCGGCUCCAAAAUAGUUUGGAUAUGACAAGUGCUACUGAGCUCAAAGAAUUUUCAAAAUGGAUAUUGGAUGUGGGGGAUGGAAAAAUAUCAGAGCCAAAUGAUGGUUAUGCAGAAAUAAAAAUUCCAGAUGAAUUCUUGAUUAAAGAAUUUGAUGAUCCAAUAGAUGCAAUAAUCCGAAGCACAUAUCCUAACUUGCUGGAGCAAUACAAAAAUGAGGAAUUUCUCAAGUGUAGAGCUAUCUUAGCAUCGACUAUUGAAAUUGUCGAUAAAAUUAACGACUAUGUUCUUUCCUUGCUCCCAG
Cuscuta europaea is the source of this 944-nucleotide messenger RNA. Lineage: Eukaryota; Viridiplantae; Streptophyta; Magnoliopsida; Solanales; Convolvulaceae. The record is from the annotation of a GenBank genome assembly.